AUGUCUGUGGUGCAUCAGCUGUCACCAGGAUGGUUACUAGAUCAUCUUUCUUUCAUUAACAACAUAAACUAUCAACUUCACCAGUAUCACGAGCCUUGUUUGACCUCUUUUGGAACCUCUACUACGUUUAUUGCUUUUGACUCUGCCUCUAAGCCAGAUUAUGAUGACAGAGGAAAUAGUGAAGUCUUCAUACAGAAAUAUGUUUUUCGAUCUGAGCUAUUUAAUGUCACCAAACCUUACAUAACUCCAGCUGUUUACAAAGAAUGCCAACAAAGGAAUGAAAAGGAGGAUCCAAUGAGUGGUGUUAAAGAAGAAAACUUCAAUUCUAUUAUUGGAAAGAAGCGUAAAAGAUGUGUUGUUUUCAAUCAAGGUGAAUUGGACGCUAUGGAAUACCAUACAAAGAUCAGGGGACUGAUUUUGGAUGGCUCUUCGGAGUUAAUCCAAGAAGGCCUCAAAAGUGGCUUUCUUCAUCCACUUUCUGAAAAAUGGAACAAGUGUAGUGAGCCCAUUACUUUACCACUUGAUACCUGCAAUUUGUCAGAAUUAUGUGCAAUGGCAAAGCAUUUGCCUUUUUUGAAUGAAACGGAACUGCAGGCAUUACAAUUGACGGAAGAGGAUAUGUCUGUUACAGAACAGGAUUUAUUUUCACGGAUUGUUGAAAACAACUCUAGCUUUACAAAAAUCAUUACGUUAAUGGGACAGAAAUACCUGGUGCCACCAAAAAGCAGUUUUCUUUUGUCUGACAUUUCUUGCAUGCAUCCACUUCUGAACUGUAGGAAAACAUAUGAUGUAAUUGUGAUAGAUCCACCAUGGCAGAACAAAUCAGUUAAAAGGAGUAACAGGUACAGUUAUUUAUCACCGCUGCAAAUAAAGGAGAUACUUAUCCCUAAACUGGCUGCUCCAAACUGCCUUGUUAUUACUUGGGUGACCAAUAGACAGAAGCACCUGCGUUUUGUAAAGGAAGAACUUUAUCCUUCUUGGUCUGUUGAGGUAGUCGCUGAAUGGCACUGGGUAAAAAUCACCAAUUCAGGAGAGUUUGUGUUCCCAUUAGAUUCUCCACACAAAAAGCCUUAUGAAGGUCUUGUAUUGGGGAGAGUUCGAGAAAAAACUGCUGUACCAUUAAGGAAUGCAGAUGUAAAAGUGCUUCCUAUUCCAGAUCACAAGUUAAUUGUCAGUGUGCCCUGUACUCUUCACUCACAUAAGCCACCGCUUGCUGAGGUUCUAAAAGACUAUGUCAAGCCAGAUGGGGAAUGUUUGGAAUUGUUUGCUCGAAAUUUACAGCCGGGUUGGACUAGUUGGGGCAAUGAAGUUCUCAAAUUUCAACACAUGGAUUAUUUUGUUGCUCUGGAGUCUAGAAGCUGA
Molecule: messenger RNA, 1362 nt
Organism: Puma concolor (puma)
Lineage: Eukaryota; Metazoa; Chordata; Mammalia; Carnivora; Felidae
Gene: METTL4
Product: methyltransferase 4, N6-adenosine
Biological process (GO): methylation
Cellular component (GO): nucleus; cytosol
Molecular function (GO): RNA methyltransferase activity; nucleic acid binding; site-specific DNA-methyltransferase (adenine-specific) activity
Source: RefSeq, a predicted model, not a curated record